UGAUGCUGCACACUAGGCGAGCACAGUCUGCAUUCAUCAGCCCUCUGAGGAGUAGGUGGGAGAGCCAGGUGUCUGCAGCUGGCCUGAAGAGACACAAAUCAUGACCCAAGAGCGACUGUGGCAGGUCCUGGAUCCAUCCUGGGGAGACCUCCGUGCCCUCUUGGCUCUGCUGUGCAGCUCAGCUGCAGCUGUGGGGCUCCUGAGAUGGCUGGGAAGGAGGCAGGUCCAGCAGAAGAUGGAUGAGGCAAGGAGGUCUCGGCACCUGGCCCUGGAGAGGAUGGAGAAGGCAGCUCACAGGCUUAAACAAGAGAACCCAGGCACCCAGAGCUCCCAAAUCCUCUCGCUGACCAUGGUGGAGCUGGCAGAGAAGCUGAAGGAGAGGUCCCUGUCCCCAGAAAGUGUCCUCUACUCCUACAUGGACAAGGCUUUGGAGGUGAAUCGGGAGGUGAACUGUGUGACAGACUUCAUCCAUGGAUGUGAGGAUCAGCUCCAGGAACUGAAGAAGCAAAAGGAGAAGGGGCUGCUCUAUGGCAUUCCCAUCAGCGUCAAGGACCACAUUAACUGCAAGGGCCACAUCUCUUCUGGAGGGAUGGUGAAAUUUCUGGGCCAAGUGAAGGAAGAAGACAGCGUCAUUGUCCAGGUCCUAAAGCACCGGGGAAUCCCCUUUGUGAAAACCAACAUCCCACAGACCAUGAUAAACUACGACUGCAGCAACCUCAUCUUUGGGCAGACCUUGAACCCUCUGAACCCCCAGAAGAGCCCCGGGGGCUCCUCGGGAGGGGAGGGAGCUCUGAUUGCAGGGGGAGGCUCCAUCCUGGGCAUGGGCUCGGAUGUGGGCGGCAGCAUCCGCCUGCCCUCCAGCUUCUGCGGGCUCUGCGGCCUCAAACCCACGGGCAACAGGAUCAGCAAACAGGGAGUCGUUGGUGCUCUCAUGGGAAUGCAGUCAGUGACAGGGCUGCUGGGGCCCAUGGCACGGGACGUGGACAGCCUGGCCCUGUGCAUGAAGGCUCUGCUCUGCCAGGAGAUGUUCCAGCUGGACCCCACCGUGCCCCCCAUCCCCUUCAAUGACCAGGUUUACAGCAGCUCGGACCCUCUUCGUGUCGGGUUCUACGGGGAUGGGUACUUCCAGCCCUCGCCCAGCAUGAUUCGGGCUGUGCAGCUCACCAGGCAGCUCCUCCAGGAUGCAGGCCACACGCUCGUUCCCUUUGCCCCGCCAAAGAUUGACUACAUGGUGGAUGAGCUGUUCACCAGAGGGAUUUUCUCGGAUGGGGCCGCCCACCUGGUGGACUGCUUCAAAGGAGACAUGGUGGAUCCCAACCUGAAAUCCCAGUACAAUACUUACAGGCUUCCUGCUCUGCUGAAAAGGAUCUUGGCUAUCAUUCUGAAACCCAUAUACCCACGCAUUGCUCGGGAUCUCGGUGCUCUCUGUGGAGUGGGGUCUGCCAAAAACCUCUGGGAUCAGCACAGAGCAGUGGCGGCUUACCGCAGGGAGUUCAUCACCAAAUGGAGGCAGCUGAGGCUGGAUGUGAUCCUUUGUCCCAUGCUGGGGCCAGCCUUCAACCAUGGCUACGCUGGGAAGCUCUUUGCUGCAACCUCCUACACCCAUCUGUACAACGUGCUGGACUUCCCUGCCAGGGUGGUGCCGGUCAGCGCGGUCACAAGAGCCGACGAGGAGGAGCUGAAGCAAUACCGAGGGCACUACGGGGACCCCUGGGACAGGAGGCUGAGAGAGGCUGUGGAAGGAGCCGUGGGCAUGCCCGUGGCCGUGCAGUGCGUGGCCCUGCCCUGGCAGGAGGAGCUGUGCCUGCGCUUCAUGAGGGAGGUGGAGGCUCUUGCCCGUGGCACCAAGAGAAGUGGGUGAUUUCUGGGAGCCAGCCUUGUCACUGACAUAUUCUAUGAAGAAUCCUUUCAUUAGGAUCUUUUAUCCAUGUUUUGCUGCUCUGGAAUGUGAUUCGGAGAAUUGUUUACCCAGCAUGGGAAAUUGUUUUUACUUGGUGACCAGUGACAGCCACCUGUGUCUAGCC
Messenger RNA from Zonotrichia leucophrys gambelii, 2024 nucleotides. RefSeq names its product vitamin D3 hydroxylase-associated protein-like. Gene Ontology annotation, molecular function: amidase activity; fatty acid amide hydrolase activity. Gene Ontology annotation, biological process: fatty acid catabolic process. Lineage: Eukaryota; Metazoa; Chordata; Aves; Passeriformes; Passerellidae. The record is from RefSeq and is a predicted model, not a curated record.